UUACUUUUUUUUUUUUUUUUUCAACUGGUUAGCCCCAGUUUAAACUACAAAGUACAAAUACAGGCCUAAAGCCGAACUCCACUUUCUAAACCGUGGAAUCUCCGCUCUCUCUUCGUCAUGGCUGUUCAACGGAGAUCCGAACUGAAUUCAUUCUCACUGCUAUUACUUCUCCUGCAAGUCUGCUUUCUAUGUCUUUCCUGUUCUUCUUCAGUAGCAAUCGCAACUGGGAAUGGAGGUGGUUAUACCAUCAAUGGCAGAGUGAAAAUCCCUGGUCUCAUGGCAAAAGGCUUUGGUCUACCAGUUAAGGCUAACAAUGCCAAAGUCAUACUGAAUGGUGGUCAACAUGUUACCUUUCUAAAGCCUGAUGGUUACUUCUCAUUCCAUAACGUGCCAGCUGGAACCCACCUCAUUGAAGUCGAUGCCAUCGGUUAUUUAUUUUCACCGGUGCGUGUAGAUGUGAGUGCUAGAAACCCAGGGAAGGUUCAAGCAGCACUCACAGAGACCAGAAGAGGUCUGAAUGAGCUGGUUUUUGAGCCACUGAGAGAGGAAAAUUAUUACGAGGUAAGGGAGCCUUUUAAUGUAAUGUCUAUUGUGAAAAGUCCAAUGGGUUUGAUGAUUGGGUUUAUGGUUGUGGUGGUGUUCUUGAUGCCUAAACUAGUUGAGAACAUGGAUCCGGAAGAAAUUAGAAAAGCUCAAGAAGAGAUGAGAAACCAAGGAGUUCCUUCUAUUGCAAAUUUGAUGCCUGGAACCCAAAACAGAUCUCCAUUGUUGUUCACCAUCAGGAUUUGGGAGGAAAUUAUGGAUAGCGGCCCUCCGUUCCACAGGGAGGGCUUGCCAACGACGAUAUCUAAAGCAGAAAAGCAACGUUGGAGAUCAUCAUCGUCAUCAUCAAAAAGUUCUUCUAGACCUUCAAUUCUAUUGGCUUUCUUCUCUUGUCUCGCUUGGCUUUACAUCGCCGGAAGGUUGUGGCAAGAUGCUGAGAACAGAACAUUAUUGGCUAAUCUGCUCAUUAAGAAUUCUUCCCAGAGACCAAAGGUUCUUACUGUUGAAGACAAGCUAAUGGUCCUAGGAUGCAAGGAUUUAGAGAGAAGAAUUGUGGAAACUGAGAUGGAAAUAACACUAGCAAAAAGUCAAGGUUUUCUUAGUAACCAAUUGAAAUCAUCUUCUAACAAAAAGUUUCUUGCUGUGAUUGGCAUUUACACUGGAUUUGGUAACAAAUUAAGAAGAAAUUCUUUCAGAGGAUCAUGGAUGCCUGAAGGUGAUUCCUUAAAGAAGCUUGAAGAAAGAGGAAUAGUCAUACGUUUUAUCAUUGGCAGAAGUCCUAAUCGUGGUGAUAGCUUGGAUCGCAACAUUGAUGAAGAAAAUCGCACAACAAAAGAUUUCUUGAUUCUUGAUGCUCAUGAGGAGGCUGAGGAAGAAUCACCUAAAAAAGCCAAGUUUUUCUUCAGUACAGCUGUCCAAAAUUGGGAUGCUGAGUUUUAUGUAAAAGUUGAUAACAAUAUUAACCUUGAUCUUGAGGGUUUAAUUGAGCUUCUAGAAAGUCGUCAGGGGCAAGAUAGUCUUUACAUUGGAUGCAUGAAAUCCGGUGAAGUAGUUUCUGAAGAAGGAAAGCAAUGGUAUGAACCUGAUUGGUGGAAGUUUGGUGAUGCAAAAUCGUAUUUUCGGCAUGCAGGUGGCUCACUUUAUAUCAUAUCAAGAAAUUUUGCUCAGUAUAUUAACAUUAACAGUGUAUCUUUGAAGACAUAUGCUCAUGAAGAUACAUCAGUUGGUUCAUGGAUGAUGGGGAUACAAGCAACAUACAUAGAUGACACCCGUGUGUGUUGUGGCACUUCUCGACAAGAUAAAGUAUGCUCUUUGGCUUGAUAAAAGGAGGGUUAUAACUUUUUAGGAUUUUUGUUACAUAGUUAGAUGUAGAGAAAAGGUUUAGCAAAUCAUUUUUGGAUGUAGGUUUUGACUACAUGUUUUUAGAAAAAAAAAAAGUUGUUCCUUUUUUAAUAUGGUAAAACUUUUAUAACUUUCUUGAUAGUUUUAGUGCAUUGAAAUCAUGAUUCAUGAGGUUAUACAUCAUCUCUCUAAAAAGUCAUUCGUUUUCUUAUUAUGAUGUCUCUUUGGAUAAAGUUGUACUUUACAAAGUUAUAAAUAAAGUAUGUAUCUUUUCUAAACCGAAUAAACGCCUGAUAUGAGAGGAAAAAGCAAUGCAAAUAGGU
This is a messenger RNA of Lactuca saligna, 2207 nucleotides long. Lineage: Eukaryota; Viridiplantae; Streptophyta; Magnoliopsida; Asterales; Asteraceae. The record is from the annotation of a GenBank genome assembly.